UUGGAUUUUUUGGGAUACUGAGGCACCAAAUAAACCAUCGCUUUUGCCUUUUCCGCAGAAAUUUCCCAUAGGGGUUGUUCCAAGAGCUUUUCCAGCGGAGUUUCUGCUCCCAGCAGGUUUUAUUUGGCUUGUGAUUUUUUUUGUCCCCGUUGUUUUGUUGACCUGGUGUCCCUUGGCAGCUGUCACAGGUAACUCCAGCCAGGAAUUGCCUUUUCCGGCGCUCCGAGGGGCACCAUUCCCACCCGGAGUCUCCCGGCGCCACUCCAGGAUCCGUUAAUAAUUAACCCCAAGGAAAGCACCGGCCAGGUGGCCCUGAUUGGGAUCGCCCCGUUAAUGGUUUGUGUUCCCUCUCCUCUCCAGCUGCUCCUGAGGAUGAGCGCCGUGAUCCUGCUGCUCCUGCUUUCCGCCGGGAAUGCCGGAUCCCAGCCGGACAAGGCUCUGCCCAGGCGGCGCCUCUCGUGCGUCAGGUGCUGCGGGCCCUCGGAGCAGCCCGUGUCCAUCUUCUCCCAAAGGUCCGCCAGGAUGAGCGGCGAUCCCCAAUAUUCCCUGCCCAAAAUCCAGCCCACCAUCGACAUCACCAUCCUCAAAGGCGAGAAGGGCGAGAUGGGCAAGCGGGGAUUCCCCGGAGCAGCCGGGAAGGCGGGAGAGCGAGGAUCCCGCGGCCUGAGCGGCCGGAAGGGCCAGAAGGGCCAGCCCGGCCCCCAGGGCCACUCCUGCAAGCAGCUCUUCGCCGCCUUCUCCGUGGGCCGUCGCAAGCCCCUGCACAGCUCCGACUACUUCCAGCACGUCACCUUCGACACGGAAUUCGUCAACCUCUACCAGCACUUCAACAUGUUCUCCGGGAAGUUCUUCUGCUACGUUCCAGGGAUUUACUACUUCAGCCUCAACGUGCACACCUGGAACUUCAAGGAGACCUACGUGCACCUGAUGAGGAACGAGCAGGCGGCGGCCAUCCUGUACGCCCAGCCCAGCGACAGGAGCAUCAUGCAGAGCCAGAGCCUGAUGCUGGAUCUGCAGGAAGGGGAUGAGGUUUGGAUCCGGAUGUUCAAGAGGGAGCGGGAAAACGCCAUUUACAGCGAGGAGUCGGAUGUUUACGUCAUCUUCAACGGGCACCUGAUCAAACCCGCCCUGGAGUAGGAGCUCCUCGGCUCCAGGGCGAAGCUUCGGCUCAUCCAGCGGUGUCUUCCCUCUAGAAUUCCCUUUGGAAUGGCUGUAGCCCUGGAAGAGCUGGUUUUCCACAGCUGCGUGGUGGAUCUAAGCUGUGCAAGAAUUCCAGAAGGUUCCCUGCUCCCUUUGUGGCUCCUCAGGAACAUCCCUGGAGUUUGUCUGAUUGACAGCAAAAAUGUUCCCUUCUUUCUCUGCAUCUCCCGUUCCAUUUGGAAUAUUUGUAGCCCUUGGAAUGGUGUUUUUCCCAUUCGUUAUGGAUGGAGGGGACUCUCCCAACUGCACAAGAAUUCCAGAAGUUUUCCAGCUCUCCGUGCAGCCCCUCAGGAACACCCCUGAAGAGUUGCCAGGUUGGCAGCAAAACUUUCCCUUCUUUCUCCAGAUCCCUCAUUCCAUUUGGAAUUUCUGUAGCCCUUGGAAGGGUGGUUCUCCACCCCUGUGUGGAUGAAGGUGACUGUUCCACCUGCACAAGAAUUCCAGAAGGCUCCCAGAUCCCUGCAAAGACCCUCAGGAACAUCCUGGAAGAUUCUGCCAUGUUGAGAGCAAAAAUUUCGCUUUGCUCUGCGUCUCCUGUCCCAUUUGGAAUAUUUGAAGGGUGGUUUUCCCCCAUCCCAUGGAGGGAACUGUUCCACCUGCACAAGAAUUCCAGAAGAUUCCCAGCUCCCUGUAAAGACCCUCAGGAACAUCCCCAAAAAUUUGCCAAAAUUUUUUCUCAUGAUUCCAGCAGAAUGGUGGAAUUAGGGAAAUGGCAGCACAUGGAUUUGGGAAAGCUUUUCCAGGGAAACAGAACUCGGUACCACCACAAGCUCCGGAGAAAAACUUCCCGUAAGAACAUCCAACCCGUCUGGGAAUUGGAACAAAACAGUGGGAAUUUGGGAUUUUCCAAGCUGGGAUUUCAGGCUGUGCUCCCCUCUGGACAUUUCCAUUUUGGAGCACCAUAAUUUCUGGAAAAUGGAAAAAAGAACUGGAAAGGAAAAGGAUUUUUUUAAAAUUAUUUUUAUUUUUAGGGAUUUGGGAUUUUUUUUUUUCCCCCAGAAAUUACCAUCUUGGAGCACCAUCAUUUCUGGAAAAUGAAGGAAAAACUGGGAAGGAAAUGGAGCUUUUCAUCAAGCAGUGAUUUUUAGGGAUUUGGGUUUUUUUCUCCUAAAAAAAUCAUGGAUAGAACCAUGGUGCAUGCAGCAAAAUUCCAUCAUUUUAUCCCAUUCCUUAUUUUCCUUUUUCCCAGUCUCUUCUUUGCUUCCCAAACCUUUUGUACAAAGAAUCCAGGGAAAUUCUUGCCAGGAAAACCUUUCCAUGGAUCUCACCUCCCCCAGUUUUGGGAAAAGUAGAUGAAAUAAAGAUUUUGCUUUCAGUACCUGGGGUUGUUUCUCUCUUUUCCAUGAGUUUUUCCAUAACUUUUCCACAUUCCCUAGCUAAAAGCACCACACCGACCCUUGGAAAAUCUCUGGGGACAAUUUUAG
This is a messenger RNA of Cyanistes caeruleus (blue tit), 2624 nucleotides long. It is a transcript of the gene C1QTNF8, whose product is annotated as C1q and TNF related 8. NCBI's taxonomy places the organism in Eukaryota, Metazoa, Chordata, Aves, Passeriformes, Paridae. The record is from RefSeq and is a predicted model, not a curated record. Gene Ontology annotation, molecular function: protein binding.